Molecule: messenger RNA, 6806 nt
Organism: Vombatus ursinus (common wombat)
Lineage: Eukaryota; Metazoa; Chordata; Mammalia; Diprotodontia; Vombatidae
Product: WD repeat-containing protein 19
Exons: 37
Coding region: 93-4127 (1344 amino acids)
Biological process (GO): cilium assembly; intraciliary retrograde transport
Cellular component (GO): intraciliary transport particle A; cilium
Molecular function (GO): protein binding
Source: RefSeq, a predicted model, not a curated record
CCGAACCUGAAGAGUCUCCUGGGUGACGGGGAACGCAGGAGAAGGUAUGCUUCUGCGCAGUGGCUCGCUUGGGAGGCGACUGGAGCCUAGCGAUGAAGAAAGUUUUUACUCUUUUAGAAAGAUCUUGGCUUGGUACUCCACUACAAUUCACCUGGCAAAAGACAUUAGGAAACUACCUAGCUGUAACAGGAGCUGAUCAUACCAUAAAAAUCUUUGAUCGUCAUGGUCAAAAAAGAAGUGAAAUUAAUUUGCCUGGUAACUGUGUUGCUAUGGAUUGGGAUAAAGAGGGAGAUACCCUAGCAGUAGUUUCUGAGAAAUCUAGUUCCAUCUAUUUAUGGGAUGCCAAUACAAAUAAAAUCAGCCAGUUGGACAGUGGCAUGAGAGAUCAAAUGUCUUUUCUUCUCUGGUCAAAAUAUGGAGCAUUCUUAGCUGCUGGAACCGUUAAGGGAAAUUUGCUUAUAUAUAAUCGUCAGACUUCUAGAAAGAUCCCUGUCCUUGGUAAACACACUAAGCGGAUCACAUGUGGCUGUUGGAGUUCAGAAAAUCUACUGGCAUUGGGAAGUGAAGAUAAAAUGAUAACAGUUAGUAAUCAGGAAGGUGAUACCAUAAGACAGACUCCAGUCCGAUCAGAGCCUAGUGAUAUGCAGUUUUCAACAAUGAAGACUGAUGACAGAAACUCUGCUUCUGAAAGCACAAUAAGUGUGGUGGUUGGCAAGAAAACUUUAUUUCUUUUCAAUCUGAAUGAUCCAGAUAGCCCAAUUGAUCUAGAAUUUCAGCAGCGCUAUGGCAGCAUUGUUUGUUACAGUUGGUAUGGAGAUGGCUAUAUAAUGAUUGGUUUCUCACGGGGAAUUUUUGUUGUCAUUUCGACUCAUAUUCGAGAAAUUGGUCAAGAGAUCUUUCAGGCUCGGAACCACAAGGAUAACUUAAGUAGUAUUGCAAUAUCACAGUCCCUUAACAAAGCUGCUACAUGUGGGGACAACUGCAUUAAAAUCCAUGACCUCUCAGAACUAAAAGAAAUGUAUGCUAUAAUAAACCUGGAUGAUGAAAAUAAAGGGUUGGGUAGUCUAUCUUGGACAGAUGAUGGCCAGUUGUUGGCGGUAUCUACUCAAAGAGGCUCACUCCAUGUUUUCCUGACCAAACUUCCUGUUCUUGGGGACAACUGCAGCACACGGAUUGCAUAUCUCACCUCUCUCCUUGAAGUGACAGUAGCCAACCCUGUUGAAGGAGAGCUACCCAUCACAGUUUCUGUUGAAGUGGAGCCCAACUUCUUAGCUAUAGGUCUUUAUCAUUUGGCUGUGGGAAUGAACAAUCGAGCUUGGUUCUAUGCACUUAGAGAGGACAUUGUGAAAAAGUUAAAAGAUGUUGAGUAUCUGGGAACAGUAGCUAGAAUGUGCCUUCAUUCUGACUAUGCUGCUGUACUUUUUGAGGGCAAAAUACAGUUACAUAUGAUAGAAAGUGAAAUUUUGGAUGCUGAAGAAGAACGUGAGACUCGACUUUUUCCAGAGGUAGAUGACAAAUGCCGAAUUUUAUGCCAUGCUUUAACUGGAGAUUUCCUAAUUUAUGGUACAGAUACUGGCGUUAUAAGGUAUUUCUUUAUUGAAGACUGGCAAUAUGUGAAUGAAUAUCGACAUCCUGUCAGUGUGAAAAAAAUUUUUCCUGACCCUAAUGGGACAAAAUUGGUUUUCAUUGAUGAAAAAAGUGAAGGAUUUGUCUACUGUCCUGUUAAUGAUGUCACCUAUGAAAUUCCAAAUUUCUCACCAACUAUUAAAGGUGUUCUUUGGGAAAACUGGCCAUUGGAUAAAGGUGUAUUUAUUGCCUAUGAUGAUGACAAGGUAUAUACAUUUGUCUUCCAUAAGGAUACUAUACAAGGUUCCAAGGUAAUUUUGGCAGGUGGUACCAAAGUUCCAUUUUCUCAGAAGCCAUUGCUGUUAUAUAAUGGAGAAUUAACGUGCCAGACACAGAGUGGAAAAACCAACAACAUCUACCUUAACACCCAUAACUUCCUUGGCAGUUUAAAAGAUCCUGAGCCCAAUGAACUGAAAGAAAUGCUGACACAGGCUUUAAUGCUAAAAAGGUUUUCUGAUGCAUGGGAAUUGUGCAAAAUCCUCAAUGAUCAAGAUACUUGGAAUGAACUUGCCAGAGCCUGCCUACAUCACACGGAAGUGGAGUUUGCAAUCCGAGUUUACCGUACGAUUGGAAAUGUUGGAAUGGUGAUGUCUCUAGAACAAGUAAAGGGAAUAGAAGACCAUAACCUUUUAGCAGGACAUCUUGCCAUGUUUACAAAUGAUUUCAGUCUGGCUCAGGAUCUUUAUUUGUCAUCUAUCUAUCCCUCUGCUGCACUGGAGAUGAGACGAGAUUUGCAACAUUGGGACAGUGCACUACACCUUGCUAAACGUCUGGCCCCAGAACAAAUCCCAUUCAUAUCAAAAGAGUAUGCUAUUCAGCUUGAGUUCACGGGUGAUUAUGUAAAUGCUUUGGCUCAUUAUGAGAAAGGAAUAACAGGUGAUAAUAAGCACCUAGAACAUGAUGAGGCCUGUCUAGCUGGAGUGGCUCAGAUGUCUAUUAGAAUGGGAGAUAUUCGACGAGGGGUUAACCAAGCCAUCAAGCAUCCAAGUCGACUCCUGAAAAGGGAUUGUGGUGCUAUUCUGGAAAAUAUGAAGCAAUUCUCAGAAGCAGCCCAGCUGUAUGAAAAAGGGCAGUACUAUGACAAAGCAGCAUCUGUUUACAUUCGUUGUAAAAACUGGGCAAAGGUUGGUGAACUUCUACCUAAUGUUUCUUCUCCUAAGAUCCAUCUACAGUAUGCCAAAGCUAAAGAAGCAGAUGGAAGAUAUAAAGAAGCUGUUCUUGCUUAUGAGAAUGCAAAACAAUGGAACAGUGUCAUCCGUAUCUACUUGGAUCACCUUAAUAAUCCUGAAAAAGCUGUUCGAAUUGUGAGAGAAACACAGUCUCUUGAUGGAGCCAAAAUGGUAGCCAGAUUUUUUCUUCAAUUGGGUGACUAUGGCUCUGCUAUCCAGUUUCUUGUUAUGUCCAAAUGUAAUCAUGAAGCCUUUACCCUAGCCCAGCAGCACAAUCAGAUGGAAGUCUACGCAGAUAUCAUUGGUUCUACAGACACUACUAAUGAAGACUAUCAGAGCAUUGCAGUAUACUUUGAAGGAGAAAAGAAGCAUCUUCAAGCAGGAAAAUUCUUCUUCUUAUGUGGCCAAUAUGCACGGGCACUUAAACAUUUCUUGAAAUGUCCAAACUCAGAAGAUAAUAUGGCAGUAGAAAUGGCGAUUGAAACAGUUGGGCACGCUAAGGAUGAAGUUUUAACUAAUCAGCUAAUAGACUAUCUCCUGGGUGAAAGUGAUGGCAUGCCUAAGGAUGCCAAAUAUCUGUUCCACUUGUACAUGGCUCUGAAACAAUACAGAGAAGCUGCCAGGACUGCUAUUAUAAUCGCCAGAGAAGAACAAUCUGCUGGAAACUAUCGAAAUGCACAUGACGUUCUCUUCAGUAUGUAUGCAGAAUUAAAAACCCAGAAAAUCAAAAUUCCUUCUGAGAUGGCUACCAAUCUUAUGAUUCUGCACAGCUAUGUAUUAGUGAAGAUUCAUGUUAAAAGUGGAGAUCAUAUGAAGGGAGCACGAAUGCUUAUUCGUGUGGCCAACAACAUUAGCAAAUUCCCAUCACACAUUGUACCUAUCUUGACUUCUACAGUGAUAGAGUGUCACAGAGCAGGGCUGAAAAACUCUGCUUUCAGUUUUGCUGCUAUGUUGAUGAGACCAGAGUAUCGCAAUAAAAUAGAUACCAAAUAUAAAAAGAAAAUUGAGGCAAUGGUGAGGAGACCUGACACAUCAGAAAUAGAAGAGGUUUUAACACCAUGUCCAUUUUGUGAAUUUCUGCUCCCCGAGUCUGAACUACUCUGCCCUGGAUGCAAAAAUAAUAUCCCAUAUUGCAUUGCCACUGGUCGGCAUAUGUUAAAAGAUGACUGGACUGUAUGUCCACAUUGUGACUUUCCUGCUUUAUACACCGAAUUUAAAAGCAUGCUAACUACAGAAAACACAUGUCCUAUGUGUUCAGAAAGGUUAACCAGUGAUCAGCUUCAAAAAAUAACAGAUUUUGCACCAUACCCCAGAGGAGAAGUGGAACAAUGAAUACAUCCAGGUGUGAAAGUAGCCCAAUUAAUCAUGAAGCACACACAACCCCAAGAUAACAGAAAAACACUUACAAUGGGAAAAGUCUGAAGAGUAUUCAAGUGGAAGAUGUGUGAUGACUAUAUAGUAAUAACAGAUUUUUUUCAACACCUUUCACAGUGAGGACUGUCCUUCAAAAUGGUCAUCUUGAGCGACUAUCCUCUUCAGUAGUGAUGCUAUUAUUCAAAACAUUUUUGGAAUUCUUUAUUUGAAAUUGCCAUUAGUCAGUUUAUGAACCAUCCAAGAAAACCAGUCUCUUCAUUUUUUCAAUUUAAUUCAACAAAUUUUAUUAAGGCCCUGCUAUAUAUGCAAAGCACCGUGCUUAAGCACUGACUUUAUAAAAAAUAAUAAACCUGACAUUUGUGUAGCAUUUUAAUAUUUAUAACAUAGUCAUUAAAGAAAAAUGUAAGCACUACAUAUUUGCCCAUUUUACAAAUGAGGGUACCGAGGCCCAAAGGUUAACUGAUUACCCUAUGGCCAUGAAAUUCAUAAGUGCCAGAAGUGGGAUUUGAACCCAUGUCUCUCCGGACUCCAAGUUCAGCACUGUAUCAUGCUGCCUCUCACAAUCACGAAUUCAAUUCAGUAAGCACUGAGUAAGCACCUACUAAGUGCAAGCUAUUGUGCUAAGCAGUGGGGGACAGGAAGACAAAACCUGCUUCCAGCCCUCAAGGAACAUACGUUAUCUUGAGGGCUAUAACAUGAAUGCAAAUGCAGUAACUGAGAUAGUCAAGAACACUUCAAGACGAGCUAAGCGCCCCUUCAGCUAAGCCUUGAAGAAAAACGUAUUCUGGAACACUGCGAUGACGCAAGUGCCCAGCAGGGUACCCUUCACAUGGCGGUCUUAAGUGCUUAUUGAAUUGAAAUUAACUUUUGUGAUUCGUAGAUUGGCUCUGAAGGCAGUUUCAAGAAUGGUAAAAAUAUCCGGAAUGAAAGCAACCUUAAACUGUUUACAACCCUAAAUUAUUUAGUGAUUACUACCUCUAGAAUGUAAGCUCUCAAGGGCAGUGACUCUCAUUUUAUUCUAUGUCUAUCCCCAGUGCUUUGCAUAUAGCAGGUACUUAAAAGACACAAUUUGAUUGAAUUAAAUUAGGCUUGUACAGUAGCAUACACUCCUUAAGACUGGUGGUUUCCUAAAACCCCUGAAAAUGAUACUACUGUUAAAGGUUCAGAAACUGCUAAAGAAUACAGUAUAGCUGAUGUUUAUAUAGAGAAUCCAAUUCCACUAUCAGCAAGUAAUACAGAAAUUAAACCAAAGGUUCUUACGUGGGAACCGUCGACUUUUUGCUUUUUUAUGUCUUACGAACUGUAUUUCCAUAUAAUUGGUUUCUUUUUUAAGUCUAUAUAUUUUAUGAAUUUAAAAACAUUCUGAGAAGGGGUUCAUAGUCUUCCCAGUCAGCCAAAGGGGUCUGACACAAAAAAAGGUUAAGACCCCCUGAACUAAACAUUCAACAUUCCAUAUGUAUUAGGUGGCACUGAAUCAAGUUAGGAAUAUGCUUGUUUUGUCUCAUAGGAAUAAUCUCAACUACAAAAAUAUACAUAUCAACUUUUUCCUAAUUGGGUAUCUUUCCUUGGUCCAGCAUUUCUUAGGGUUCCCAUGACUAGAAGGUCUGCAAAGAGAGACUAGACAACCAUUUUUUGUCAGCAAGUGAGGAAGGGGGACUGAUGCUCAUCUGUCCUCCCCCAACCCCUGCAAACUUUUUCUUAUAUUAAUUUGUUUAGUAAUAUUUUCUUCAUAAGUAAUUUAAAGAAAUUGGAUCCUGCCUAAAUUGAAUUAUCACAAGUUAUAAAUUUGUGAUAUUCAAACUUUUGUUUUUAAUAUUGUUUAAAGAAAAGAAGAUCACACCUUCUUGAAGUCUCCUUAUUCAAGAAGCAGUUGCCCCAAGAAAUGUUUGGCUGUCUUAAUAGAAAUAAUAGUUUUAUGGUCUGCUUCAGUAAUUCACUGAAGAAUGCAACUUAACAGCUCUUAAAAGUGGCUGUUUUCAACCCUGUCCUACUCACUACUAUCGAUGCUUUUCUCUCUUUUAACCAAUUCUUUAUACCUUUAUGACUUCCUACCUAUAUUACCUGGGCCUUUCCUGACACAAGAUUCAGCUAGCAGAAUGUCUACUCCACAUGGAUUGUGCCUCAUUCACUUUGUUGCACAGUGACCAGAACCGUACCAUAGUCAUUUUCCAACUGAGACGAAAGAAACAGAAGCAAGUAUAAAUAAUAUUAUGGCUGUUAAGCGUUUAGCUUUAUUUCCUAGCAAAUAUUUGCAUUUGCUUUAUUCUCUCCUUCUACCACAAUCAUAUGGUGGAAAAUUUAAAGAUUCAGAUAUAACAGAUAUUUCUAGAGGCUAGAUCAUAUUCCCAGGGUAAUUGAAAUGUCUCUCAAGAGGCUUUGUGGACAAUCUUUCCUGGAAACAGUAACAUAGACGUCAUCUCAAGGUCCCUUCUUGCAUUUUUCGUAUUUUCUUUAUUAUCCUUUUCACUUUAUUUUAUACUUUUAUUAUUUACUUCACUUUAUUAUACUUUUCACUCUGUGAGUUUUUUCCCCUCAAUUCUGUCUCCUAUAUUGUGAUUCUGUAAACAUUUACAUUUUGAUAUUUUUAUAUCUGGAAAUACAGACUUUAAAAUUAAAUUGAUGAAUGGAUAUUUGAAA